AUGGGAGGGUUUGUUGGUACUAUCCACUUUCCAGCCAACUUGACAGUAACGGCGUUUGAUAACAACAAUGCUGCUGCACUGCUGCAGCCUGACAAUCACACCAUCAUCAACACACAGCCGUUAUAUCGGUGCACACCUGGCUCACCCGUGCUAUCGCUAGUGCAGUCGGGUGUGACAGCCAAGGACGAUAUAGUGUGGGGUAGUGGCACGUGGGGUGCACACGGUGGUAGUGAGUUGUCCUCCAUUGGUGGCACUAUUCGACUCGGAGAGUUGUUGCCGAAUACACCGUCAAUUCAACAUGCACUCAAGCUGGAGUUGUUCGCAUACCAAUACUACUACAACCAGAGACCUGGCUACGUGUGGCCUGCACUAAAUUGCGACGGUUAUGCAUUCGAUCCAGACGCUCAAUAUCCUUAUGGUGGCACUGAUAUUUAUUUGUCACCUGGCGCACUUCUUGCCAUUCCCUCCAGCAUCGCUGUCAACGUCACUACCGUACCGGGACAGAAGAUGC
Molecule: messenger RNA, 511 nt
Organism: Didymodactylos carnosus
Lineage: Eukaryota; Metazoa; Rotifera; Eurotatoria; Philodinida; Philodinidae
Source: the annotation of a GenBank genome assembly